Gryllus bimaculatus (two-spotted cricket) is the source of this 5410-nucleotide messenger RNA. The record is from the annotation of a GenBank genome assembly. Lineage: Eukaryota; Metazoa; Arthropoda; Insecta; Orthoptera; Gryllidae.
GAAUUAGCGAAAUAUGAAGAACCUGGUAAUAUUUAGGUUGUCUUCUGAUUGAGGUAGUGUUGAAAGGAAAAUUUCGAAAAACGUGAGAGAAAUUCAACCAGCUGGAGUAAUUUAUGUUGGUUACCCUGAAGAAGCAAACAUGUCUGCUUGUAUGUUGAUGGGUGGGUCGGUGUUUGUUAGUUUAAUGUUUGACAGAUAGUGCCGGGUGCGUAAGAUUAUCGCUAUUAUUAUAAUAAUUCAAAAUGACCACGUAAGUGACGAUACGUGUUGAAGCUGGUGGCGAUCGAACGCGUACCAGUAAAAGCUUGUACGUGCGACUUGCGCUGCAACGUUACAUCGACAAUGAAGUGUGUGGCAUCAAGCCCUUUAUUCACAAUUGAGGAAAACUGCAUAUGUGUAUAAAGUUUCCCUGAAUAAAAGAGAAAUACUUGCAUCGAAAGUGCAAGUUUUUUUUCUUCCCUGGGAUUGUAAAGUGUAUGUUGGCCCAAGUAAACAAGGAGCGAAAUAAUGGCUGAUGUCGAAGAAGUUCAGGGACAAAGAGAUGUUACGAUUGAGCGUGGACCAUCUGUUGAAGAACCAGAUCAGCCCAGGACUGUGGCUGUGCAGAUUCCUCGUGUAUCUGCACGAACUAUAACUGGUCCAGCUAACCUUCAAAAUCAAGGAGCAAUUGACUGGGGACAACAUGGACUUCUUGCUUAUGGCUCAAACUAUUCUGUUGUGAUAAUUGAUACAAAAAAUAUUCAAACAAUACAAUGCUUAGAUAAACACAAGUCAAUGGUUAACAAGGUACUUUGGGAGAAAGCUCAAACUUCACGAUCACCUGCUAUUGACCUAGUGUCUUCUGACACUACAGGCCAUAUAAUUGUAUGGGAUGUCACAUCUGGAAUCCCCCAUGGUGUAUUACAAGAAGGAAGCAAACCUGUGUUGGAUAUGCAGUGGGUUUCUGGCUUUGAUAGCAAUGACCAUAUUCUUGCGGCUCUUCAUCCACCAUACUCUCUUGUUAUUUGGGACACCUAUAAUAAGACAAAACUGUGGAAGAAAACAUACACUGAGACUCUUGUUAGCUUCAGAUUUGAUCCCUUCGAUGCUUCAAAAAUGGCAUUUCUCUGCAAUGACUGCAUCUUGUUCAUUGAUGAUUUUACGCUCACGAAAGUCCCUUCAUCUAAUGGUAGAAAAUUCUAUGUGUCAAGUCCUCGCACAAAUCCUUCAGCUAGUUCUGCACGAGGAAGUGUUUCAAACUUGAGUUCAGUUGGUUUGGAAGAGAAACAACGCUCGCGUGAUAGAUUAAGAUUGCGAAGACUAAUGAAGGACUUAGUUAUUGGAGAAACAAAACCCAAGCCAGAUGAUUAUAUGACUGUCAGCGAGUGCCUUCAGCUUGAGUAUCACCAAUGUUUAAGACAUCACCUUCUUUUGUUAUAUGCACGUGAAGUUCUGGUGCUUGAUUUGCACAUUAAUCAAACUGUUGGAAUAAUUCCUUUGGAAAAAUCAGGAUCACCUUUAGUGCAGAUAAGGUCUGCUAGGCAGCGGGACAUUCUCUAUUGCCUUCACGAGUCUGGAAGUGUAAGUGCCAAAUUCCGCCGGCGACAACUGGCAUUUGUAGGGUCCCCAUUAGAUGCACCAGCUGGUAGUGUAAGCAGCUUUGACAUGGGUUCUUUUUCUGCUGAUGUCUUCAUGGAAAUGGGAUAUGAGCAACGUUGUCAAAGCGAAGUGAUUCGUCAUACAAAGGGUUCAAAGGUACUCGGCAUGGCAGUUAAUCCAACUUGUGAACGGCGCAUUGCUCUAUUUUUAAAUACGGGCAAAGUGGUGUUUUUGGAGUUGCGUUUAGCUAAUAAUGAGAUUGCAUUUCCUUUGGUACCAUCACAUUCAUUACUUCAAGAUGCAUCAAAUAAAAAUAAUUCUAAUAAAAUGAAUGUUCCAUCAAGACACCACACUUUAAAUGAGUUAUUUGGACCAUUGAUGAGCGAGUCAAGUGCUCCCUUACCACCUUUGCGACUGUUGGUGACUGGCUUGUUGACUAGUGCAGCAUCUUUGCUCACUGUUGUGAGAAUGUGCCCACCCUUGACUACUCGUAACUGGCAGCAAUAUACUCCUCUGAUGGCUGGAGGUACUGCGUCAGGCCUAAUUCAAGUGUUCAACAUGGCCACUGGAGCAGUUGAUAAGGAGCUUGCAGUCCAUGCAUAUCCUGUUCGAGGCAUUGAAUGGACAAAUCUAACCAGCUUUUUAUCAUAUGCAUACCCCAAUGUAAUGACAUCUUCUGGUUUGGUGCGCAAUGAGUUUUUUCUUACUGAUACAUUGACAGGAAGUGAAUGGUCUCCAAUUCAUAAUUUAAAAUCCUUAAAGAAGAAGCUGGCAUAUGUAGAAGAGAAAGAACAAUCGGAGCCGACAAACAUUGCCGCCAGUGCUCCUUCAGGAGAACUGAAUCGCGGAGAAAAUGCUGAAAAGCAACUUGUUGCAAGAGAACAUUUUGUAUUUAGCGACUCUGAUAGCCAGUUGUAUCAUUUCUCAGUGGAAGGAAACAUUGUUCGUGAUGGAAUUAAAAUUCCUCCUGAAAAUGGUGUUGGAACAGUAACUAGUAUUGCUUUCAAAAAUGAUCAAAUUGUUCAAGGAGAUGUUGAUGGUUUGUUGAAUAUCUGGGAUCUGAAAGCUCGGACUUCUAAGAACGUUCAUACUGGCCGUGGAUGGAUAAAAAAGAUGAGAUUUGCACCUGGAAAGGGCAAUUUGAAAUUGCUUAUUUUGUACAGUGAUGGAGUGGAUGUGGUGGAUCUGAAAAAGAAUAACGAAAGGAUAUCUCAGUUAAAGUGCCCCAAGGAUAUGGUAAAAGUAUUGGAUAUUGACUGGGCUGCAUCUGAUAAACCUGUGCUAGCUACACAAGAUGGAUGUUUACGUAUAAUGGACAUGACACUUACCACCAGUUUUUCUGCUUUGGUUGACUAUGAAUUUCCAGAACCUAUAUUCUGUCCUGCAUUAUUACCAUCGAAAGCUGCCUGUGUCCUACAGUUGCUUGUAUCAACACAAUUCUGGAAAGAUCAUUAUUCUCUGGCUUUCUCCACAGACGAUGGAUUCUCUGAAGGAGAACUGCAAGCUGUGAAUGAACAGUUGAGCAUGCUAGAUUCUGAACAACUUGAUUAUCUUCAAAACUGUCCUCUUGGAACUGCAGAAAGAAGUCUCAUAGCUGCUCGAUUAUACGGAAAUCAGAGCGAAAUUGACUUUUGGACAGUUGCUCUUUAUUACUUACAAACAGCUGAACUUGAGGCAAAACACGGCAAACCAGAAAUGGAUCAGGCUGCUGGCGGAGAUCUCUUAGGUACAGGAUCUCCAACAGUCUUGGAUACAAAACGUAUCAAUAGGUAUCCUCAUUUACAGCCCCUGGAUUCAUGUUAUGAUAUUCUCUGCGAACCUUACUCGUAUCAGAGACUUCAGUUAGAGAGAGUUUCAUUACAUGAAAGUAAACGAGGAGAUUAUCAACAUACAAAGAAAGUUAUAGAGCAGUUGAUAUUACUUGGGGAGAUGGAUCGUGCUGUGCAAUUGUUGCUAGAAACUGAAUUUGACAACCCAAGUUACUAUACUGAUGCUAUAAAAGCUUGCCUUGUAGCUACUAUUCAGUCCACUGGUGCAGCUCAGAGUACAAUUAAAUUAGUUGCAACAAAUCUUAUUGCUAAUGGAAAUAUUUGGGAAGGUGUACAACUUCUUUGCCUUAUUGGCAAAGGAUUGGAUGCAUGCAGAUAUUUGAUCUCUUAUGGACUCUGGGAAUCUGCUGUUUGGCUGGCAAAGAGUGUUCUUCCGUUGGCAGAGAUGCAUGAAGUGAUGCGAAAAUGGUGUGAAUAUCUUUGGGCUGGUGGACACAAGAAUAAAGCAAUUUUGGUAACUUUGUCAAUGGGGCAAUUCGAUCGCACCCUUGAAUUACUAGGAAUGCAGCGUUUGCAUGGUCAAGCUGGACUUCUUCUACAAGCUUGCAAAGAGUUUGGAGUUUUCCCCAAAUCUUCUACAUCUGAGCUUCUUGCUAAUGCAGUGAAAUUGGAUUUUGCCAAACAUCUUUUCAGCCUGGGAAGUCAUCAAGCAGCCUUACAGCUCAGUCAACAAUUGGGUCCAGCAGGGGAAAAAUUGUGCAAAGAAUUUAUGAUUCUUGCUUCAGAAAAUGUAUAAUUUACAUUGUUUGUGCAUAUAUUAAGGUGUGUAAUUAUUUGUUAGUCAUAUUAACUUGAAUUAAUUGAUUUGUACAAAGUAUAUAGUCACAUAUUUAAUUAUAUUUCGUUUACAUUCCAAAACAAUUUCUCAUUUGUAAUACAAAAUUCGAAUACAGAGUUUAUAAACCGUUCAUGGAAUACUAAGUAUAUUUUUUUAUCAUGAAGGUGUUUUUUCCCAAAUUAUUUAAAACGACAUCCUUUUCUUGUCAUAAGAUCACUAAGGUUAAGAAGUUAACUGAAUGCAAUAGAUAAUAAAGUAACAUUGAAGUAUUACUGUUUCCAUUUAUUCAUUACUUCUAUUAUAUGUUUGCAAAAUGAAAUAUUUGAUAGUUACCCUAUUCUGCUCUGUUUUCCUUUUCAAUUAUUUUAGCUUCUUAUUUUUCUGUCUCCUUUUUGUCCACAUUUGUGUUCAAGUAUACAAUGAUUUGUUAGGUUCAAGUUCUGUGUUGACCACUUAGUAGUGGAUGAGGUACUCUCAAUCGAUGGAGAUUCUUCUUCUGCACAUUAUGGAUUUCAUUUAGCAACUGUUUUUCUUCCUCUGUUUUCGCAAAAAUGUGUCCACUUGGCUUCAGAAAAGAGUCAGGCUUUGUGUUGUCAUUAGCAAGUAAUACUUCUUGAAUGAAAUUGGCCUUUUCUAAUGAGAUAAAAUUGCUUGCAUUUGAGUGUUUGAUUGUGCUUUGACUUGCUGCACUUUUUCUUGGGUCCACUUCAGGUGCAGUUGGAGACUGUGGAGAUUUGCUAAUUGCUAGAUUAUCUCCCUCUAAGUCAAAGCUUUCUAACAAAUUCUUAAUUAAUUGUUGAUUUUCUUUGUCAUGAGGUUUUUUACUGGAUUUUUGAAGGGCUUUUUGAAUAGCUUUACUUUUUAAUUCAGUUCCUUCAAUAAACUUCAGUAUUUCUUUAAAAACAGUUUCAUUGUUUUCGUUAGCAAUCGCUAAUGGAAUAAGUGUCUCAAACUGGGGUCCUUGGGCAUUUAUCAAGCGCAGUGUAUUAAACGCUGAUUCUCGGACUUCUAAAUCCUUAUCAUUUACCAUAUUGCAAAUAACACUUAAAAACUUUGGGUUAUUAAUUCCCAACAUUCCAGUGACACUAAGUCCUAUAAUUUUCACAUUUUUAAUGUCACUAUUUAAACAUGGAAACAGGAUGCCAGCAAUCUUGGGGUCAAUACGUUCUUCAAACUAUAAUUUGUAUACUUUAAUCAUGUACUAAUUGUUUGAAGGUACUCAUAC